AAUUUCAGGGUGGGCCCUUUAAGUUCUCUGAUCCGAUUGUCGCACUACCUGUUCUGCCACUAUCAGCCGGAGGUGACCAACUUCAAUAUCAGCCUGGACAUUGUCUUUCGAGCACCGUCAGGCUCUGAUCCGGUUGUCGCAUUAGUAGGUGGAUAAUUAUCGUAUGUUUUGAAAAUCGUUUAGCAUUGUUCCUCAAGCCGAGGCCCCAUUCGGAACUCAAAGUUAGUUACCCGCCUGUUUGCCGAUCAGUGGGCGGCCAACAUUUGUGGUACAUUUUUUCAACUAUCGCGUCCCACAUACCACCACGAAUGCUUCUUGUAACCAUAGCUGCUGAUUGCGUGACCACAACUGCCUAAUGGAAGCUCCUAGCUGAGUAUCUUAAAAGACGUGUUCUUCUUACUUAUUGAACGGUCAUCCAACAUAUCAUAACUUUCUCCCCCACCACCAUGCCAAAAGUUCCUGCUUGGAAGCAGCGUUUGCACGAGUUGCAUCUCAAUCCCCCUCGUUAUGAAGCAUCGUGGUACGGGCCACUCGAUAAACUCGCCAAUCACGUUUUCGCGGCAGAUUGCUUCAUGGUCAAGCCGCAGCCAAAAAUCAGGCGUAGUGCUCUUCCCGAUGAUGGAGACGAUAAUCAGCCGUUUGAAGAUGAAGGAUUAUCUUUAGACUCCACGGGCACUCCAGUUACCCGUGACUCCUACUUCGAGCCGGACUUCAUUAUCGUCCAUGUGGGUGAUAACCGAGACAUUCCAUUGGUGUGUAUCGAGGUAAAGAAGGAGGGAGGGACAUAUCAAUCGGCGGGCGCCCAGUUGCAUGAAUACAUCGAGGUUUUGGCUUCGAAGGAUCCCCAUGAUGAAUUUGUGGCUAUCCUUGUACUUGGCGGGAAAUUCUAUUGUUACAGUAUCCAUGGGAGGCGGGCACCGACUCCAGGUGGAGACGGUUGGGAGACAGCGGACAAUUUAGAAGGAGUUUUUGAAAAAGUAGCCAAAGGUGUGUUAGGAGGGAAAAGGAAACACCGCUGAGCAUAACGUUGACUGUAUAGUAAGACCGUAGCGGUAUUGUGUCUUUUUAGCUAUUGACCACCCAAUGCAUUACCAUUGC
Messenger RNA from Suillus discolor, 1098 nucleotides. RefSeq lists its product as uncharacterized. NCBI's taxonomy places the organism in Eukaryota, Fungi, Basidiomycota, Agaricomycetes, Boletales, Suillaceae. The transcript is spliced from 2 exons. The record is from RefSeq and is a predicted model, not a curated record. The coding region runs from base 447 to 1019 and encodes 190 amino acids.